UUUUCUGAGUUGUCUCCUGUCAUACCUCCUCCCCCCUCUACUUUUAACAGGGCAAAUUCUAUUAGCUUGAACAACAACCCCCCUCCCUUCAUAUCCCAUCAUCCAAAACUCCAGCCAGCACAUCCAUCCCUUGAGCAGGAUCAACCCCUCCUUAAACACUGGUCAGCUUCCACUCCAAAUACAGAUGAGUCUUCCAACUCUGACAUCACUUCAUCCAACAUGUUUUCAGCACUUCGUCUCUCAUCAUCUUCCCCCCCCAGUGUCACUGCUUUCUCUGAUGACAGCAAUUCCAAGCUGUCAUCAAAGCCAUCCUGUAAGCAUGCAUGGGAAACUGCCACUGACAAGCUUUCUUUGGACCUCACAUCUGUGUCAUUAACUUUUGUUAAGCAGUUUCAACAGGUGCAGCAGGAUAGGUCAGAGGUCAAGCAUCACUGGCUUGAGUAUGGAUACUGGAGGACUCACCAGAAGGCCACCACUCUUUUGGCUGAUCGCAAACACCAACUUACUAUGCAAUGUGAGCUGUUUGCACAUGAGGAGGUGAUGGUGGCUCAAGAGUUGGAGAAGAUGAAGCUCACUGUCAAGUUGGAGGAACUUUGGGCUCAGAACCUUGCCUUGCAAAAAGGUGUAGCUGGUGGUGAGGAUCAAGGCCCUUCAUCUAGUACUUAA
This is a messenger RNA of Pisolithus orientalis, 666 nucleotides long. RefSeq lists its product as uncharacterized. The transcript has a single exon. Lineage: Eukaryota; Fungi; Basidiomycota; Agaricomycetes; Boletales; Pisolithaceae. The record is from RefSeq and is a predicted model, not a curated record. The annotation marks the transcript as partial.